AGAGGGCUGCACGAUCGAUCUUUCUUCAAUGGCCGAUUGCCAUUCCUGCCGAAUCCUCGUAGUAUUGUUUUGAAAUGCAUUGUUAACAAUUUAGAUAUCAGUGAGAUCUUGCUUGUUUGUUAAUAUUUCCUCUAGAUAUAAUAUUUAAAGGCAUCACAUCUUAAAUGAAAAUCUGGACUUCUGAAUAUACUUUCAAUCACCCAUGGGAGACUGUAGCUCAAGCUGCUUGGAGAAAAUACCCUAAUCCUAUGAACCCAGCUGUCCUAGGAACAGAUGUAGUUGAUCGGAAAGUAAUUGAUGGAAAUCUCCAUACCCAUCGGCUAGUUAGUUCAAAAUGGGGGCUUCCCAAGUGGGUCCAAACGUUAAUAGGACCUGCAAAUAUUUGUUAUGCCAGUGAGCAUUCCAUUGUAAAUCCAAAAACGAAGUCGAUGACAUUGAAAACCACGAAUGUUACAUUUGGUAAGUUUGUUGCAGUCGAUGAGUUAGUUAAAUAUGAACCACACCCUGAAGAAGCUGGUAAAACUCUUUUGAAACAAGAAGCUGUCAUUACUGUGCAAGGUGUUCCACUCAACAGCUAUAUGGAAGACCUUCUUACUUCAACUAUUAUGUUAAAUGCAAAUAAGGGUCGGCAGGCUAUUGAAUGGGUGAUAGACAAAAUAAAUACAGAUGUAAUGGAAAUUAAAGCAAAUGCUGCAGAUGGAUUAAAAAGAUCAAUUGGUGGUAUUACAUCCCAUGCAAGGAAAUCUGUAGAUGAAUUUUCCACGGCAGCAAAAAUAUCUUUUUCUUCUACCUCUACCAAGAUACCUGAAGUGUAGUAUGCAAUGAUCAUAAAUUAUUGGUGCUUUCCUAAUUGUUAAAAUAUAAUGAAAAAUAUGAAGUUCAUUAAAAAAUAAUAUGAUAAAAUGUUGUUAAAUUAUCUAUGAUUGGCUGUAUUUUUUCUUUGAUCUAGUCAAAUAUUUUAACAACUGUUUCCAACUGCAAAUAUUUAAUUUAAGUUAGGAAUUUAUCAAUAUCUCUAUGAAUUUGAUGUAUUCACUUAUAUGAUCUUCGAUGACAUGUCAAUAAAUUUAUAAAGACGUAUUUCAUCAGCUUAUUUAUUUUAACUUUUAUGUCUAAAAAUGUUUUCUUUUAGACGAUGAUACAUGUCCAAUUGGUUGUGAUUCACCAAGGUAUUACAUAUCUAUUCCAUUAACUGUCAUUUAAAUUUUCUUAAUUGUUACUUCAAUCAAAAAAACAAAUUCAAUUACUCAAAUAAUUGUGAUAUAAGUGGCUUCACUCAAAGCUUUAAAUAUUAGGAGUAUAGCAAUGAUAAAUUUGUUUUGUUUUUUUUUUAACCCAAAAAGCCAUGUGAAGUAACAUUCCAAUGAGGACAGACCUAACUUGUAUCAAGUAUAAAACAGAUCGUUGAUUUUUUUUUUUUUUUUUUAAUAAAA
Nezara viridula (southern green stink bug) is the source of this 1433-nucleotide messenger RNA. The record is from the annotation of a GenBank genome assembly. NCBI's taxonomy places the organism in Eukaryota, Metazoa, Arthropoda, Insecta, Hemiptera, Pentatomidae.